AACCGGAAAAAGGAAGCCCAACCCGAAAAGAGCGCCUGGAUUGAAAGUGAAGACGUUAAUGCAAGGAUAACCCUCGUUGCGCUGACCAUGAGCUUCUCUCCAUGUCCACCUGAUGCCCUCACAGGCAACAGCAUCCAACACCAGAGGGACCGCUGGGAGAGAAAGCGAAAAGUAGUUGGCAGAGAGUUGGUGCUGACGGAACAGCAUUACUGCCAACAGCUGGAGCUUGUCACCACUUACUUUGUGGAGAUCUUGAAGGCCAAAGGAACCCUGAGGCAGGACAUUAGAGAAAGCAUCUUCAGUUCAAUUAAAGCCAUUCACUCAGUAAACCAAUCCUUGCUGGUCCACCUGGAAAAUGGCGACUUCGGAAGAGGCUUUGACCAGUUUUGUCCUCAACUGCACCACUACAACGUUUUCGUGGACAACUUUUAUGAUGCCAGAAAAGUACUUGUGAUCCAACUGAAGAAAAAUAAGGCCUUCAGACGCUUUAAGAAACUUCAGGAAGCCCGGCCAGAGUUUAACAGCCAAAAGCUGGAGGACCUGCUUCACCUUCCCAUCGAGCGGAUCGAGCAGUAUAAGCGUUUGCUGCAGGUGAUGGCUGCCAAUACAAGUCCAGAUGACCCAGAGUUCCAGCAGCUUUCACGGGCGGUGACUGCGGUGGAGCUGCUGCACCAGCGCAUCCAAAAGAACACCCGGCGGCAUGAGAACCACCUGCAGCUUUGCCGGGUGCAGAAACUGCUGAAGGGGCGAAAGACGAAGGUGUUGGCUGCAGAGAGGUGGUACAUCCGUGAAGGCUGGCUGAAGGUGGUUCCUUCCAAAGGCUCAGACGUCAAAUCCAAGAUGUUUUUCCUGUUUUCUGACAUGCUUCUGCAGGCCAAGCGAUGCAGCUCACUGCACCCCACCAGCAGUGACAAGUUUAUAGGCCAGCAGGCCUACCCGCUGCAUCAGUGCGCCGUGGAAAAGGUGUUCGGCCACACCAAGAGCAAAGGGGGCCUGCUCAGUCUGACUUUCCCCAGAGCCAAACUCCUGCUUAUGUCCAGCAACCAGGAAGAUCUUAAUGAUUGGUACCAACGUCUGUGUUCAGCUCUUAGGAAGCUGGAGCCAAAGCCGGCAUUUGCCCAUCAAAGAGGGGAGUCCAUCCAAGAACCCUUCUCCUCUGCUGCUGAGAACCUCAAUUCACUAAGCAACAGCAGCAGGAAUCCCAACGGGAAGAGGAACAUGUAUAUGCAGGCGAGCACUGGGCCUGGCGAGCUUGCUGAGAGACCCGCUGCUGAGUGGGAGGGCAGCGCCCCCAAAAGGAUGAAACAGGCUGUUUCAGAGCAGAGCACAGAGUCCUCUUCAUCCAACUGUGUUAUCCUCUGAAGUUCCUUCCCCAAUCACGAUGGAAUCGCAAAGCUGGAUCCUGCAAUGACAGUCUGAGAGUUUCACUUCAGCCUUUUGACACUCACGACAGGACCUCAGCUUUUUAUUAUUUGACCCCACACCAAAUAUUUAGCUUAUAUUUCUACUGUGCAAUAUAAACCUUUAAAAACGUAUAGGUGCUGCUUUGAAUACCAAAUAUAUGAAUGCCUAAUAUGCUCUAACAACCUGGAUUUUAACCUACUCUGCAACAAUGUGAAGUUAAGUUGUUUUAAAGGGAAACAAUUUGUCACUUGAAGUUUAGUUACAAGUCGAUGUGCAAAAAUAGGUAUAAAUAUUAGUAGUUAAUAUAAGUCUGUUAUUGGCACAUAAAACCAUAAGUAUUUGUCAAAAGCUCUUUAGUUCCUCUUUAUUUACACUCCUUGCUAAAACUGCCAACUGUCAUUGUUAACUCACUACAAGUACUAUGCUGUGUAAUAUGGUAUAAUAUCACACAUUGACUGGGUGUAUUUUGCUCAUUCACGCAGUUGCUGUCUUUGUUGAUGCAAAAAGUAAGCAACCAGGCUUGGAACCCUGGUUCACACUUUUUUUAAAAUACAUUAUUCUAUUGUAGCCAUGAUCACCAUAUUGACUAAUAUUUACUACUAGCACAUAAUCUAAUUAAAUCGCAUAUCCAUGCUUUUUGGAGGCUUUUAGUUUAGCAAAUGAUUUGAUUUUAUGUUUUCUGAUGCAUUAAUAUUAAGAUGCUAAAAGUGAUCACAUAUCACAUUUACA
Molecule: messenger RNA, 2133 nt
Organism: Dunckerocampus dactyliophorus (ringed pipefish)
Lineage: Eukaryota; Metazoa; Chordata; Actinopteri; Syngnathiformes; Syngnathidae
Gene: arhgef39
Product: Rho guanine nucleotide exchange factor (GEF) 39
Exons: 12
Coding region: 88-1362 (424 amino acids)
Biological process (GO): positive regulation of cell migration
Cellular component (GO): plasma membrane
Molecular function (GO): guanyl-nucleotide exchange factor activity
Source: RefSeq, a predicted model, not a curated record